UUAGCCGUGCGUUUGAAGCGAAUAACAUCCAAGGUGACCGCCGAAUAGCCGUAGUAGGUGCAUACUUAACCGGAAUGGCGGCUAUGUGGUGGGAAACCAGGAGGAAUACUAGGCCACAUAUUGACAGUUGGGAAGACGAUUUUCAUCCUGUUACCAGGGAAACAGUUGAUCAAUACGCAUCGGAUAUAGUAGCUUUAUUUAGACGGGUUACCGUGGGAGGUAACCAGUAUCCUGAAGCAAUGAAGGCCCAAAUCUUCGUACAAGGACUACGACCCGACCUGGCGCUCGCGGUAGGAUUAUUCAUGCCGGGGACCUUACAAGCGGCAAUAGAAAGAGCCAAAGUUAGUGAACUGACGCUUGCCAGGAAUAUGACGGCACAUAAUCCAACCCCAUUUGUGAAUCCCGUGGCCUCUUACCUCCAACAAUCAACCA
Molecule: messenger RNA, 432 nt
Organism: Racocetra fulgida
Lineage: Eukaryota; Fungi; Glomeromycota; Glomeromycetes; Diversisporales; Gigasporaceae
Source: the annotation of a GenBank genome assembly